Pyrus x bretschneideri (Chinese white pear) is the source of this 1918-nucleotide messenger RNA. Its product is annotated as RNA-binding protein 24-A. The record is from RefSeq and is a predicted model, not a curated record. The transcript has 8 exons. Gene Ontology annotation, molecular function: RNA binding. Bases 372 to 1223 code for a protein of 283 amino acids. NCBI's taxonomy places the organism in Eukaryota, Viridiplantae, Streptophyta, Magnoliopsida, Rosales, Rosaceae.
CCUAUUCCCACCACUACCACCGACCUAGAUCCUCCUCCUCGUCCUCCUCUUGGCCCAUCUGCUGCUGCUGGGCCCUCUCUUUCUUUUUAACUUUUCCAUUUUCUUUCCUUUUUAUUUUUUUUUUCCUGCAAAAAUCAUUCUUAUUAAGCUGAGUUAAGCUUUAUUGGGGUCUUGUGUUGAGGUUUUAAUCACCUUUAUUCAUUCUUUCCUACAAAAUUGAGCAUCCCCUGAUUCCCCCUACCUCACUUCAAAAUUCAAUGGUAUAUGCAUCUCCACCACAUCUCAAGCUAGGGUUUUUCUUUCUUUUCACUAUCUUUCUACUUAUUACUACUACUAUUUCUACAUUCAAUUGAAUUAAUUGUGAUUCAUUGAUGGCCUAUCAGAGUUCUGGGUCGAGUUCCAGUCCCUCUGGAUUCCAAUUCCCCAAUUCCAACUCCCCUUUUGGUGACACCACCUACACCAAGGUCUUUGUUGGGGGCCUCGCCUGGGAGACGCACAGCGAUGCCAUGGGCCGCUAUUUCGACCAGUUCGGCCAGAUUCUCGAGGCCGUCGUUAUUACUGACAAGAACACCGGCCGAUCCAAAGGCUAUGGCUUUGUGACUUUCCGCGAACCAGAGGCUGCUGCUCGGGCCUGUGCUGAUCCAACUCCGAUCAUCGAUGGCAGGCGCGCCAAUUGUAAUUUGGCUUCACUCCGGCGGCCCAGGCCGCCUAUGCCUUAUGGACGUCCAAGACCAGCUGCUCCAUACAUUGGAGGCAUGCAAGCUACCCGUGGGGCUUACACUGGAGGAUAUGGCUACCAGCAGCCUCUUUCUUACAACUAUCAACAAGGAUUAGUUUAUCCUCCCUAUGGGUAUGCAACAUAUGGACCUGAGUACGCUUAUUCACAGGGUGUUUACGGCGCCUAUGCGGGUCAGCAAUAUCUUCAAAUAUAUGGACUUCCAGGGACGGCUACUACUUCUCCUUAUCCUUAUGGACAACUGGGUCAAACCAUUCAUGGUGGUCAGGGUUAUCCAACAGUUCAUGGAUAUGCAAUGCCUGCCCAGCAGAUAAUCCAGUUUGGUGCACCCAGUGUUAAUGCAGCAACAACUUCCACAGUCCCUCCAGUUCAAGCAGCAUAUCAUACAGGCAUGGCAGCGAGUGUUGCGGCACGACCACAUAUUAUAUUAUCUGCUCCUUCUCCCCAAUAUAUGCAGGGUAGUGGUUCUGAGCAAAGAGCUGGGUGAGGGGUUGACUGAGGUAUCCUUAGAUUGCAGCAGGACUAAAAGAAGCAAAACUGCUAAUUAAGUGGCAGGCUUCAGGUCGAGCCUUGCAAAUUUUAUUUUGCAUUCUAGCGGUCAUACAGUCAUGGUCACCAGAGAAGUCAGAUGUCUGAGUCGCCCCAGAUGGCAGAGAAGGAUGGAGGACGCUGGCUGCUCUUCACUCCCAGUGCGACAUUUAUCCUUGGUGCAUCGAAACCUGUGUUACUCAGGAAAAGUGGCAGGUUGUCAUGGAUGGGUGGGUGCUAGAAUCAGGUUUCUAGUAGCCAUACAGGAAUAAAACAAGUCUAAAAAAAUCAUGUUAGAAUCAACAUAUGAUUCGUUUAUAGUCAGUCUUGCCCAAGCAUUUUGGGGGCAUAGUCUCUCUGGUGUCGCGUGUUGAUGGGCGGCCCAUCACGCACGUAAUGUCAUUCAGGUCUUUGUGCCUACUAGUUGUAGGAUUUUCAUUAAACUCAAGAGUCUUGUAAUUUAGAGAAUUAAGAAGGCCUGGCUUCAAAAGGGAAGAAGCUUCGGGCAUGUUCUAUUUAUUUGGAAAGAACAGUUUUUGGGUGUAUAAUAUAUUUAGUAAAGCUGUCUCGUCUAUUGGUCAUUAUGAUUUGAAGGAUGUGGAGUAUGUUAAUUUGUGCCUGUUUUUGUAUAUCAUUUGAAAGACUGUUGGGGUA